This is a messenger RNA of Nasonia vitripennis (jewel wasp), 1149 nucleotides long. Its product is annotated as putative nuclease HARBI1. Lineage: Eukaryota; Metazoa; Arthropoda; Insecta; Hymenoptera; Pteromalidae. The record is from RefSeq and is a predicted model, not a curated record. Bases 28 to 936 code for a protein of 302 amino acids. The transcript has 5 exons.
UAUAGACUGACACCUCAUGUGGCACUGAUGUUGAUUCGUGAUCUGGAGCCAGAUCUAAUAGGAGUCAGAGCAUCAGCGAUACCACCAUACAUCCAAAUUUUAUCUGUCCUUCGAUUUUUGGCUGAAGGUUCCUACCAAAAAGGAUUUUGCCAAGACUUCCAUCACCCAAUUAGUCAAGCUACUGCAAGUAGAUGGAUUAUAAGAGUAGUUGAUGCUAUUAAUAAUAAUUUAGCGAACAGAUUUCUUAUUUUUCCAACUACAGAAUUGGAAAGAGACCGUAUUCAAGCACGGUUCAGAAGGAGUAUUCGUAUACCAGGGAUCAUUGGCCUUAUUGAUUGUUUUAUUAUUGGUAUGACACGUCCAACUGCAAAUGAAGAGGCUUUUUAUCACUAUCGACAUGCCCAUGGUCUAAUUGUGCAAAUUAUUGUAGAUGCCAACUAUAAUAUUUUAAAUAUACGGACUUGCCCCGGUAGCAACAAUGAUAGAUAUGUGUGGCAAUUUUCUGAGGCCAGAGAAUACAUGGAAAAUUUACGAGCUGAAGGUGAAGGUGAAAGGAAUUGUUACUUGCUAGGGGAUAGUGGUUACACAGUUUCUCCUGUGUUGUUGACUCCUAUAUUAGAUGCUCAACCAGGAACACCAGAAGCUGCUUAUACAACAGAGCAUGUAAGGACACGCUGUAGAGUAGAGCAGACCAUAGGAAUAUUCACAAAUGUUUGGAGAGUACUGAAAAGGGCUAGAAAGCUGCAUUACACUCCAAAUAAAUUAGCUAGAAUAACAAAUGCCUGCGCAAUUUUGCAUAAUUAUCGACGAAGACAUGGAAUUCAUGAUAACAUACCACCAAUACGACAACGUAAUGUUCGUUUACUUCAACGUCCAAGAGAUCACCCUGCUGGGAUUGCAGAGAGGCAAAGAAUAAUACAAGCUUAUUAUCGUUGAUAAACUGCAGAGGAAAAUGUUUUUCCUCUGCUUCAACUAUCCCUCGGUAGUUAUAUUUUAAUAACUUCAAUAUCUGUAAUUUAUUAUAGAUUCUAAGAGCUAUGGAUAGCUUCUAUAUUGCCUUAAUUUAUAUCUUAAAAAAAUGAUAAAACUUUGUAAUUUUCUAUUAAUGUAAUAAAUUUUUCUAGUUAAAAUAAACAAAAAAUUUCAUUU